AUUCACAUUUGAUUAACACUAAUAAAUUAAAAGGAUACAUAACGUACAUUUUCCAGGCAUUUUCUUAUAUAUACAUUAAGAUUCUCUAUAGUCCAAGAAAAUAAAUCCCUAUAAAACCCCACAAGAACAGUUAAAAUUCUCCAUCUUCUCACCUUAGGAGUUGCAUGGGGCCAGCUAAUAAAGCUUCUGCUAGUUGUAGUGGUGGUGCUGAAUUGGUAGUAAGUAGGAGAAAAAUGGGACGGUGGACUUGUGUGGAAGCAGUGUGCCUUGUUCCUCGCUUGUUGGUUGCUGUUGGUCUCUGUCUUCCAUGGUGUUGCUGCAAUUGUUUUGAAACCUUUUUGGAAGGACGUUUCCGCUUGCCUAAGAGGUAAAAGAAUAGCAAUAAAAAAAUAAUUUUUUUUUUUUAAAGUUAUCUUGAUUUAGGAAAAUGUCAUUCUAUUUGAUUGUAACCCUAUGUUGCUUUUGAUUGUCUAUUCUUAGGUCCACUUGUAUAAAAAUAAUUAAGAGGG
Messenger RNA from Rubroshorea leprosula, 509 nucleotides. Lineage: Eukaryota; Viridiplantae; Streptophyta; Magnoliopsida; Malvales; Dipterocarpaceae. The record is from the annotation of a GenBank genome assembly.